Culicoides brevitarsis is the source of this 393-nucleotide messenger RNA. RefSeq lists its product as uncharacterized. The coding region runs from base 1 to 393 and encodes 130 amino acids. The record is from RefSeq and is a predicted model, not a curated record. The transcript is spliced from 2 exons. NCBI's taxonomy places the organism in Eukaryota, Metazoa, Arthropoda, Insecta, Diptera, Ceratopogonidae.
AUGACCUUAUUAUUCAGCAAAUUUCAAGAAAUUCAGCAAUCUUCAGAAAUUCAGCAAAUUUUAGAUAUUCAGCAAGUUUCAGAUAUUCAGCAAGUUUCAAAUAUUCAGCAAGUUUCAAAUAUUCAGCAAGUUUCAGAUAUUCAGCAAGUUUCAGAUAUUCAGCAAAUUUUAGAUAUUCAGCAAAUUUUAGAUAUUCAGCAAGUUUCAGAUAUUCAGCAAGUUUUAGAUAUUCAGCAAAUUUUAGAUAUUCAGCAAAUUUCAGAUAUUCAGCAAAUUUUAGAUAUUCAGCAAAUUUUAGAUAUUCAGCAAAUUUUAGAUAUUCAGCAAGUUUCAAAUAUUCAGCAAAUUUUAAAAAUUAUGAUCUUAAAGAUAUUCAGCAAACCUCAGCAGUGA